CUAGUCAGUACCAGUGUGCAGAGGUGUAUAAAUCUCCUCUAAUGUUGGGUGUCCUACAUGUUUUUUCACAUUUUAGAAUGGGGUGCCUCAAGACUGUCCAUAGUUUUAAAGAGUGCCUCAGGACUGUCCAUAAUUUUAAAGGGUGCCUUGGGACUGUCCAUAAUUUUAAAGGGUGCCUCAAGACUGCCCAUAAUUUUAAAGAGUGCCUCAGGACUGGCCAUAAUUUUAAAGAGUGCCUCAAGACUGGCCAUAAUUUUAAAGAGUGCCUCAAGACUGUCCAUAAUUUUAAAGAGUGCCUCAAGACUGUCCAUAAUUUUAAAGAGUGCCUCAGGACUGGCCAUAAUUUUAAAGAGUGCCUCAAGACUGUUCAU
This is a messenger RNA of Staurois parvus, 371 nucleotides long. Lineage: Eukaryota; Metazoa; Chordata; Amphibia; Anura; Ranidae. The record is from the annotation of a GenBank genome assembly.